AACGUAAAAAGAGGCGUGUUUUGUCUAGUGUUGUUAUGCAACGUUACAGUAGCUAUAUAACUCUACUUAAAAUAAUGAUCCAGCUAACUAGCUAGCUACCUAAAGAUGUCAUUUUACAGAAGCGCCGUUUGGUUCGUUAAAGGACUUCAAGAAUACACAAAAAGCGGAUAUGAAGCAGCAGCUAAGCAGUUUAAUACUGGGGACCUGGACGUGAACCUGAGUGGCAGGUCUUUUGUAAUCACUGGGGCCAACAGCGGCAUUGGAAAAGCUACAGCCCAUGAAAUAGCCAAAAGAGGAGGGAUUGUCCACCUGGUGUGUCGUAACAAGGAACGGGCACAGGAGGCGAAAGAGGAGAUAGUGGAACAUAGUAAAAACCAGAAUGUCCAUGUUCACAUCGUUGACAUGUCCAGUGCAAGACAAGUGUGGGAGUUUGCUGAGAGCUUCUCAAAAAGCAACAGCAUUCAUGUACUGAUCAACAAUGCAGGGUGUAUGGUAAACCAGAAAGAGCUGACAGAGGAAGGUGUAGAGAAGAACUUUGCUACUAACACUCUCGGUACCUUCAUCCUAACCACAGCGUUGAUACCAGCCCUGAAACAGGCACAGGACCCACGAGUGAUCACAGUGUCUUCAGGGGGCAUGCUGGUCCAGAAGAUGAAUGUAGAUGACCUGCAGUCUGAGAAGGGGACGUUCGACGGCACUAUGGCCUACGCUCAGAAUAAAAGACAACAGGUGAUACUGACCGAGAGAUGGGCGUCCCAGCAUAAAGAGAUCCACUUCUCAUCAAUGCACCCUGGCUGGGCUGAUACUCCAGCUGUCCAGUUGUCCAUGCCUGACUUCCAUGCUAAGAUGAAGAACAAGCUGCGUACGGAGUCCAUGGGGGCCGACACGGUGGUGUGGCUGGCCAUCUCAGCAGUGGCCUCCAACCAGCCAAGUGGACUCUUCUUCCAGGACCGAAUGGCGGUGCCCACACACCUUCCGCUGGCUUUAUCCAGGUCCUCUCCAGCCGAUGAGGAGAAGCUGCAGGCAAUACUGGAGCAGCUCGCACACAAGUUCAAACCUUGACCUCUCCUACAGCGGUCAAAAGGUUAUGAACAGACAGACCCUCCAGCCCACGUGUCCGUUGACAAACACUCCUCAUUAUAGAUAUGCACUGUAUAUAGCGGUAAUAUUUUUACAACCAUUUUCUAUUUAUGAUGAUAAUGAUCUGUAAAUGGAUUGCUUGCUAUUGCUAAGAUCAAAGUGUAGCCACACAGAACAUUUUAAUGGCUCAUGUUUGGGGUAGCGGCCUUCACUGGUCAUUCUGAAAUGGACCUGCGGCUUUCCCAUCCAGACCUGAUAUGCAUAAAUUUCUCCAAAAAAAAUAGAGGCCCGUUCCCGAAAGGACCCGUGGACAACUAGACCCGUUCCGUAUAGACCCGGAGCUGAUAAAAAGGGGAGGUAGAGAGAGGUGACGCUCUAGCAGGGGCCGUGCUGUGUGUGUGAGCGAAUGACAUGAGGAGGAAGGAGAGAAACUGCAACCAACCAGUUGUAUUAGUACUGUACAAAGUUAGAGGUGCGCUAUUUGAUAGAUUUCCCUGCUCCCCCUACCUCGGGCUUCCAGUGGGGAUACCUGAGUCAACCUACCCCCGCCCCCUCCCCAUCUUGUACUUCUGAGUGUGAAACCUUCCCAGGCAGUUGCCUGCCUAGCUCACAAACUAGAAUCAGGGCGCCCACUCCCACACGGUGACAUGAUAUCAUUGACGUGACGUGCAAAUGAGCGAUAGAAAACCGUUCGCGCAAAUGUCACCAUUCGGACUAUUAUUAUUCAAAUUAAAUUGUGCGGCCGCCCCCGCAAGAUGCUGGCCAUAUCGCCUAUGCCUAAAUCCGCCACUGAACACAUGGUUUCCAGGUGUUUGAUGCCAUCCCAUGCUCUGUUCCGGCCAUUAUUAUGAGCCGUUCUCACCCUAAGCAGCCUCCACUGCUCCAUUCGGAAUAUAAAGUAGCAGCCUACCUGUGGGCUCUUUGUCGUUGUAGCCUAUCCUUCUCCUUUUAACUUAAUUCCACUUUAAUUCAAUCUUCUUUUGAUUGAACAAGCUACACGCGCCUCUCUCGUGAAGAGCAGCUGCAUACAUUAUACCAUUUCUCUCUACUGCAGCAGUCGCGUUCAGAUCUCUAUGGGUCAUUCUGGACAAGUCAGUUAACAUUACACAUACCCGAGACCAGUGACAAUCAGAUCCAACCCAGACCCGUGACAUUAUUUAGAAUUCUGGAUCUGGACCCGUUCAGGUCCUGGAUCGGGUAUCAGGAAUUCGGGUACAGGGGGAUCUGUGAAGACCUCUAGUUUGGUGUCAUCUGAUGCUUCAUAACUUUUUACACCAUACUACUUCCCUCUAAAAUUCUUCUACAAAGGCUUCUCCAUUAGCUUGAAUCUUGCAUACUAUGUACAGUUCAGUACUAAUACAGUACAUAGUGAUUACGUCAGAACUUCUAUGGAAACUGGACCUUCCGUUUCAGAAUGUGCUGUAGCCAGGCUUAGGUUGAUGGAUGAAUAAAUCAUGUUUUACUCAGAUUUAGCAGUGUAUACUGUCCACAGCAUUUUUACAAAAUCAAAUGUUAUUGGUCAUAUACACAAAGGUUUUCAUCAGGGUUUAACAAGGGCUGAUGUUCAAAGGUGCUUCUGGCUGUUGUCAGCAGUAAUAGUGCCAUUACUGUUUUGUAUUCUGUUUAUUAUUAGUUUACUGUAAAGCCAGAACAAACAGUCAGUCUUUAUUUGACUUGUCCAGAGAAUCGUUGAGAUACUGUUCUUAAAGCUACAUGUUGUUUGUCUUGUUUUACGCAGUUUAGUACUUUGACAUACUUUCUUUAAAAUUAUUUUAUCCUUGUUAAUCAAACCAGGACCUGUGAGCAGAAAUGUGUUUUAUUAAGAGCACAAAUAAAGCCGAGGCUAUUAUUACACUUUUUAUUAACAUACCACUGUACACACUCUAGUGUAGAAUGUCCGGUGCAUUAAAAACAGUUAAUCAACUUCAAGUAAAUAAUAAAAGGCACCAAUAAAUAUUUCAAUCUUAUAUUUUCA
Molecule: messenger RNA, 3055 nt
Organism: Salvelinus fontinalis (brook trout)
Lineage: Eukaryota; Metazoa; Chordata; Actinopteri; Salmoniformes; Salmonidae
Product: dehydrogenase/reductase SDR family member 12-like
Exons: 10
Coding region: 106-1062 (318 amino acids)
Source: RefSeq, a predicted model, not a curated record